Messenger RNA from Soboliphyme baturini, 822 nucleotides. The record is from the annotation of a GenBank genome assembly. NCBI's taxonomy places the organism in Eukaryota, Metazoa, Nematoda, Enoplea, Dioctophymatida, Soboliphymatidae.
AUGGCCUCAGUUCUAGCCAUGUUUCCAUCAGGUGAUACGACGGAGUUCCUCAAAUACGUCCGUAUAACGGGAAGAGUAAAACACAGUUUCAUUAGAAAGCACAGUGACUCGGUCAUCAUUCCAAAUGAAGCACGUGAUCGAGGGACUUCAUUGUGUUACUCGUGGAACGGUGGCAGUUUCGAUAUGAGCGCAGUGGUGGCUAUCGUCCAUCCUCACGACGAUGUUGCAUCUUGGUCUGUUUCAGAGUUGUACAAACCGUAUAUGUGUCAUCACGCCAACUGUAACAAGCGCUUCGCCAACAAGUUCCUGCUGAAGAAGCAUGAGUUCAUUCACACGGGCGAGCGACCGCACCAGUGCCCAUACUGCUGCAAACGAUUCAACCGUAAAGACAACCUUCUUCGCCAUAAAAAGACGCACGAGUCGAACCACUUUCUGCCGCGACAUCGCGCCACUCGUUCGCUAGGCGGGGUCACUCUGACCAACAGCAAAAGCUUCCCGAACGACUCCAGUCUGAUGAUGAGUCUCAGCAGCGGGGUCGGCAUCGCAAGUGACCAGCAGUUGAACGAGUUGUCGUCGCAUGGCGGCGGUGUCGGCAACGACAGCAGUUACACUUCAUUUUCUGACCCUGCUACCCCGGCGUCUUCCGACCACCACCGACUGACGAUUGCAGUAGCGACGACGGCCACCGGCGGCUUGGACAUGCGCGACGGCAACGGUAACGGUCUGAAGUCGAAAGGCGCUAGUCUUGCCUCGACCCUGAUGGCGGACGUGCCCCCACCCGCUCCUCCGGCAGCGUCGGCUGUGGGCGACACCUGCACCUGA